This is a messenger RNA of Dromiciops gliroides (monito del monte), 1402 nucleotides long. RefSeq names its product nitrilase 1 (gene NIT1). The record is from RefSeq and is a predicted model, not a curated record. NCBI's taxonomy places the organism in Eukaryota, Metazoa, Chordata, Mammalia, Microbiotheria, Microbiotheriidae. The transcript has 7 exons. Gene Ontology annotation, molecular function: hydrolase activity, acting on carbon-nitrogen (but not peptide) bonds, in linear amides. The coding region runs from base 68 to 1150 and encodes 360 amino acids.
GAGGGGAAGGUCGAGCUGGGUCAGGGGCAGUGCGUGUCGGGGCGAGGGGCGGGGGUCUGGGCAGUGAAUGCGAGGGGGGACGCGGAGUGGUCUUGCCCUUGGGGAUUCCCGCGGUCCGAAGGGAGAGGACACCAACACCAGGCUGAGCUCCACCCUUUGGAUGCCAAGAAAGUGCCUGUUGCUGCUGCGCUCUGGAUUCAAGCUCCCUGUCCUCGCCCAAUUCCGUGACCCAGCAGGCACCAGGCGCGGCAGGCCUGGGACCAUGGCUGUCUCCUCUUCUUCUCGGAGUCUGCCCCUGGUAGCAGUGUGCCAGGUGACAUCCACACCAGAUAAGGAAAAGACCUUCGCAGCCUGUUCAGGAUUGGUUCAGGAAGCUGCCAGGUUGGGUGCUUGCCUGGCCUUCCUGCCUGAGGCCUUUGACUUUAUCGCUCGUGACCCAGCAGAGACACUUCGGCUGUCUGAGCCACUGGAUGGGGAUCUUGUGAAUCGCUAUGCCCGACUUGCCAGGGAAUGUGGGCUCUGGAUAUCCCUUGGUGGUUUUCAUGAACGUGGCAAAGACUGGGAGCAGACUCGGCGCAUCUAUAACUGUCACGUGCUCCUGGACAGUAAGGGCUCUAUUGUGGCCACAUAUAGGAAGACACACCUCUGUGAUGUGGAGCUUCCAGGACAGGGACCCAUGUGUGAGAGCAGCUCUACUGUACCUGGGCCCACUCUUGGGUCACCUGUCAGUACACCAGCUGGCAAGGUAGGCCUGGCCAUCUGCUACGACUUGCGUUUUCCAGAACUCUCCCUUGCACUGGCCCAGGAUGGUGCUGAAAUCCUCACCUACCCUUCAGCCUUUGGUUCAGUCACAGGACCAGCCCACUGGGAGGUGCUGCUCCGGGCUCGGGCCAUCGAGACGCAGUGCUAUGUGGUUGCAGCUGCACAGUGGGGACAGCACCAUGAAAAAAGGGGGAGCUAUGGACAUAGUAUGGUGGUAGACCCCUGGGGAGUGGUGGUGGCACGAUGUUCUGAGGGGCCAGGCCUCUGCCUUGCUCACAUUGACCUGGGCUAUCUGCGCCAAGUACGCCAGCACAUGCCUGUGACCAAGCACCGAAGGCCUGACCUGUAUGGUAAUUUGGGUCGCUCAGAUCUUAACACCUGCUGCUGACUGAACUGGGGUCCUCUUCUGGACCCGUGAGGAUCUGUGGCUUGGAGGCAGGACCCCAGGCCACCAAAGAACCUCUACUCCCUUUGAGGCAUCCAGGUUCAACCUGUUGUAAAGCCCCCCAAAAAUGCUUUUAUGAACUCAGACUUUAGUUGCGUAUAGAUGGGCUCUUAAAUCACUAUUUUAUAAAAACUAAAGCUACACCAUGAUCUAAGCUGCACUGACAUUGAAAAAAAUAUAGUCAUGAAAUCCCAA